CUAUAAUACAAAAAAGGUCAGCGUGUUCAAAUUUUGGUUGCACGGCCACCUGAAAUAAUAAUUUUCACCACCCACCAUCUCCACCUAUAUAUAAAUUCACAACCCACUUCUCUUCAAAUUGAAGUUUCCAUUACUGAGUAUCAGUUCAUUGAUUUCAUACAGGACAUAAUUUGCAUUUAUUUUGAUCAUGGCACCAGCUACAGCAACGGGGGAUUCGAUUAAGCCCAGAGAUGUUUGCAUCGUUGGUGUUGCCCGAACACCAAUGGGUGGCUUUCUUGGCUCCCUUUCAUCACUGUCAGCAACCAAGCUUGGAUCUAUAGCUAUUGAGAGUGCUCUUCAGAGAGCAAACAUUGAUCCAUCACUAGUACAAGAAAUUUUCUUUGGAAAUGUACUCAGUGCAAACUUGGGACAGGCUCCAGCUAGGCAGGCAGCAUUAGGUGCAGGGAUACCCAAUACAGUGAUUUGCACUACCGUUAACAAAGUCUGUGCAUCAGGGAUGAAAGCAACUGUGCUUGCAGCACAAAGUAUCCAGUUGGGCAUCAAUGAUGUUGUUGUGGCUGGUGGCAUGGAAAGCAUGUCCAAUGUCCCUAAAUACUUAGCCGAAGCAAGGAAAGGAUCUCGACUUGGACAUGAUACUCUUGUUGAUGGGAUGCUGAGAGAUGGACUAUGGGAUGUCUACAAUGACUUUGGAAUGGGUGUUUGUGCUGAAUUGUGUGCCGAACACCAUGAAGUCACGAGAGAGGAGCAGGACAAUUAUGCAAUUCGAAGCUUUGAGCGUGCCAUUGCUGCUCAAGAUAGUGGUGCCUUUGCAUGGGAGAUUGCUCCAGUUGAAGUAUCUGGAGGAAGAGGAAGACCAUCUACAGUAGUUGAUAAAGAUGAAGGUCUAGGAAAGUUUGAUGCUGCAAAGUUAAGGAAACUUCGACCAAGUUUUAAGGAAAAUGGUGGUACUGUCACUGCUGGCAAUGCUUCUAGCAUAAGCGACGGUGCUGCUGCUCUGGUCUUAGUGAGUGGAGAGAAGGCUGUGAAGCUUGGACUACAAGUCAUUGCAAAAAUCUCUGGAUAUGCUGAUGCUGCUCAGGCACCAGAAUUAUUUACAACUUCUCCAGCUCUUGCCAUUCCGAAGGCUAUUUCAAAUGCUGGCUUAGAAGCAUCUCAAAUAGAUUAUUAUGAAAUCAACGAAGCCUUUUCGGUUGUAGCUCUUGCUAAUCAGAAAUUGUUGGGGCUUAAUCCAGAAAAAGUAAAUGUACAUGGUGGAGCUGUAUCCUUAGGACAUCCUUUAGGUUGUAGUGGAGCACGUAUAUUGGUCACGCUUUUGGGGGUAUUGAGGCAAAACAACGGAAAACGUGGAAUUGGUGGUGUUUGCAAUGGAGGAGGAGGUGCUUCAGCACUCGUGAUAGAGCUUGUAUAAUCAUUUUCUGCUUUUUGUUACUUUCAAGAGAUACGUAUGCCAUGAAGAGAUGGACCUAACAAAGGAGUAAAUUGUGUGUGUAUUUUCUUUUAAUUUAGAAGUAUAGUGAUUUCCUUUUCUUCAUUUAAUAAAUGGAAAUAUACUUGGAUUGUACGAGGGAGAUUACAUUUGUAAACCUAAAAAUGAAAAGAGAAUGUAGUUAAUUUCACUCAUCCCUCGUCGUCUCUCCCAGGAUUUUCCAAGAUUGUAAAACACAAUCAUUCGAAUCUUAUUUCUUUGUGAGAGUUCAUUGUUGGAAUUCGAUUUCUUUGCGAUUUAGAGUUUA
Olea europaea var. sylvestris is the source of this 1733-nucleotide messenger RNA. Its product is annotated as acetyl-CoA acetyltransferase, cytosolic 1-like. The transcript is spliced from 15 exons. The record is from RefSeq and is a predicted model, not a curated record. Lineage: Eukaryota; Viridiplantae; Streptophyta; Magnoliopsida; Lamiales; Oleaceae. Gene Ontology annotation, biological process: fatty acid beta-oxidation. Bases 188 to 1408 code for a protein of 406 amino acids. Gene Ontology annotation, molecular function: acetyl-CoA C-acetyltransferase activity.